AUGUCCCGACGAAUAAUUGUCGGACCGCACGGUCGGUUCGCCAGAUGCUGGUUAGGUCUCCGACCGUCUGGCGCGAACUUAUUAUCACAAACCCCGAGACUGUCACAGCCACCUCUGCGCAUUGGACACCCGCUGAUCGGGAAAUCUGCGUUCACGAGAUUCUAUUCUCAAACUGGCAGCCUGUCCAAAACCGCCAAACCAAAAACAGAAGAUGAAGCCGAUGAAGCCAAAGAAGAUGAUCCCGACCCUGAUCAGCUCCUCGAGGAGCCCGCAGCCAUCGAGUCCUCCCAAACGCCGUCUACCGCCAACGAGAGGAUUUCGUGCAUCUACUUCCAAAAAUCCGAUCCCCUGGCGUCCAAGUAUGCAGAGCUCACCAAGACGGAGAUCGCAGCACAGUUCGACCUACGGUAUCGAGAUCUGCGCGAUAUCGACUUGCGCUCCGAGGCGGUGACGCGGAUCCUGGUCCGGCCCGCAACCAUCUUGGUGCAGUUCUUUGAUUUGUGUAUCAUUAUCCAAGCAGACGAGGCGUUGCUCGUCAAUGGUAUAACGAAAGAUACUACCAACAGCAACAGCGCCACCAAUAGUGCCGGUACUGGUACUAAGUCCACCAGUGUUCUCGAACAUGAUUUCAAAAGGAGACUAGUCGGUUUCAAUUCCAGCGAAGCAACUCUGUCAUCGGAUCUUCCAUACGAACUACGCGCCGUGGAAGCCGCGCUGGUUGCCGUCCUCUCCACGCUGCGUGAAGAACUCAUCGAUGCACGCAAAAAGGCCGAACACAGCGCACGUGAAUUACGUCUGGAAUCUGGUCUGGCCGCUGUCGGGAUUGACCUGCUGUUCGAGCGUUCACGACGCCUGGGCCAGAUCGAGCAGAAAGCCCGUCUGGUCCGUGAAACUAUCCGUGAAGUUCUCGACACCGACGAAGAUCUGGCCUCUAUGUACUUGACCGAUACGCGCGCCGGGAAACCUCAUGCCGUAAGUGAUCAUCAGGAAGCAGAGUACAUGCUAGAAGCGUAUCACAAGGCAGCCGAUGCACUGGUGGAGUCUGCAGCGGGGGCCAUCGGUGUCAUUCGCAGGAAGGAGAACACGUUCCGCUCGGCUCUUGCUGUUCAACGGAACCAGAUCAUGUUCUUGGAGGCCCGGAUUGCCAUCCAUACUCUGGGAUUGGCUGCAGGUACUUUGGUCGCGGGGCUGUUUGGUAUGAAUCUGGUUAAUCAUGCGGAGGAUUCGACUUGGGGAUUUCCUGCCGUUACGAGUGCUUGUAUUAUCCUGAGUGCUUUGUUCUCCAUCUACGGGGCGCGGAAACUUCGCAGGAUUCAAACUUUGAGGGAGAUACAAGGGUAUAGAGGGGGCAGACGAUAG
Capronia coronata CBS 617.96 is the source of this 1359-nucleotide messenger RNA. RefSeq lists its product as uncharacterized. Gene Ontology annotation, biological process: mitochondrial magnesium ion transmembrane transport. Gene Ontology annotation, cellular component: mitochondrial inner membrane. Gene Ontology annotation, molecular function: magnesium ion transmembrane transporter activity. The coding region runs from base 1 to 1359 and encodes 452 amino acids. The transcript has a single exon. Lineage: Eukaryota; Fungi; Ascomycota; Eurotiomycetes; Chaetothyriales; Herpotrichiellaceae. The record is from RefSeq and is a predicted model, not a curated record.